CACCUCCUCCCCAGAUCCCAUCGUUGUGUGACUGUGAAGAGCGAUACCCUCCGCUUCACAGUAGACCAAUAGGGCUCUUAAGGCGACCACUAACCCAGUCUUUCGAAACUUCUAUAGGCUCCAGCCAUCACAAAAGUCAGUCGACUGUACAGACAUGGGUAACGCUACAGGAUCCACCGUGGAAGAUCUCCAGGCUGUGGAGAAGCACCUCUGGUAUAAGAAGUUCAUGACCGAGUGUCCUUCGGGUCAGCUCACCCUGCAUGAGUUCAAGCAGUUCUUUGGGCUCCGGGGACUGGAUGCUGAAGCCAACGCCUACAUCGAGCAGAUGUUCCGCACGUUCGAUAUGAACAAGGAUGGCUACAUAGACUUCUUGGAGUAUGUGGCUGCACUGAGCCUGGUGAUGCGGGGUAAAAUGGAACAUAAGCUCCGCUGGUACUUUAAACUGUAUGAUGUGGACGGCAACGGGUGCAUUGAUCGAAGUGAGCUGCUAAACAUCAUAAAGGCUAUCCGUGCAAUCAAUGGGAAUGAAAACCAGGAAGUUGAUGCAGAGGAGUUCACCAACCGGGUGUUUGACAAGAUAGACGUCAACGGAGAUGGGGAGCUGUCUUUGGAGGAGUUUGUGGCAGGGGCUCACACUGACGAAGACUUCAUGGAAGUAAUGAUGAAGACCUUGGAUCUCACCCACAUAGUCGCCAUGAUCCACAAUCGGAGGCACAGUGUUUAGUCUGCCCUCAGACGCCUCCAUCUCCACUCUCCAUUGUAAUAGACUGCCGAAGGGCCACAUAGGAACUGAGUCAUGAGCCCUCAAAAGAUCUAGCCCAGAUUUGUAUAAAGACAAUCUUUAUCUUAGCAAUGCUGAAGGGCCAUGCUUUGAAUCCAUUCUUUGUUGUCGGAAUACACAAGAGGUUGGAAUGACGAUGAAAAAUUCCCUUUGCCUGCAUACAAAUAACUCAGUCAACCAUCGCUGGCUGGUUAGUGCCCUUGUGCAUGAUCUAAAUCUGAGAGAGGUCUACAUGAUGAGAGAUUUCUCACACCGUCAGCUGAACGGGAGACCCAACUAGGUCAUAACAUAAGGAGGGUGGAAGAUAAAGAGGGUGGAGGGAGUGGAGUGGUGACUACCCAAGGUGGUGAUUACCCAUUAUAACCCAUGCAUUCCGGCAUUCCUAAAUAAAUAUUUUUAAAUCCCUCACCCACCUCAAAGGAAGAUUCCUGUAGGGAAAUUAUCAUUUCCAAACUACAUCGAUAAUGACGUCUCAAACGAUCUUUUGGACCAAACUCAGUUAUUCAGUUGAGUGGUUCUUCUCUAUGACUGUGUGUCCGGGUUCUAUUGGAGGAAGUUCUAAUUCACCCACUUUCCUGCCAGUACAGUCAGUUGUCAGCUCAAAUAUGACUAGAACCCAAGUUCAUUCUGUGCCAUGACUAAACGUUCCAGUUCCUCAGGAAACAGGUUCUUCCACAAGUUAGGGAUCUAUAAAUAACUUAAGAUACUUGUCACAAAAUGCACUUUGUAAAAAAAAAAAAAUAAGACCAGCAUGUUUUACAUUGCACUGGCCCCAGUUGAUAGGAAAUUCAAGUCAGCAUUUUCAGGACAUUAAUUUGAAGGAAUAUCUUAACAACUACAUUCUAAUGUUUUCCCUACCAGACAGUAAAGUGUAAAAAAUAAAUUGUGCACAUUUGUUUGUGUUUCUGUGAGUGUGAGAAACAUACAUGAAUGACCAAUGCGCUCGCCUAGAUGGCAUUAGAAUUACCUUUACAUAGAUCCAUAGCCCACUAACCUUGUUUUACCCAAAAAUUGCUCUAGUUUAUAAUAGUCAAAUAAAGAUUGAAAUCUGUUGUAUUUUCAUCACACUCCACAGCUUUAAUUGCGCACUAUUGUUUUAGAAAUCAAAAUGCCUAACAGACAUUACAGCCUCUGUGGCAUAAUUAAGGAGACAGGGUGGUGAGUCACAAGGCAGACUGUGCCAGUAUGGUUGCCAUGACAACCGCGACCCAUUUCCAUGGUAACACACAUCCAUAAAGCACUACAAAAAGGUUACGCAGCACUUACAUGGAUCUGAAUGAAUCUGGAAGGAGGGACACUGACCAGGGCAGUCUGACAGUCAGCAGCAUGUUUAAAAACAACAUGAACAUGAUGUAAAAUAUCAAUAAAUAUGCCGGCUGAUACAUAGAAUACUCCUUUCUAUUUGGUUUGGGUGUUGAGGUCACAGUCAGUCAGGGUGAGGACCUAAAACCACCAAAACUCCCCUUGUGGAUCUGACUGUACUGGCUUUACCUCUGCAGACAGACAGGACAGACUGCAUUGUGCUGAACUGGUUGAUCCACUGCUCACAGGAUGAGUGUUUAAAUCUGGAUAAUUGUCAUCAGUUAUGGGAUUCACUGGGGUAGGAAUGGCCAGUGACAAAUAAAGUACCCAGGAAUAUGGCAACUGUCAACCCAGAAAGCAUUAAUAAUCUACAACUGCAGGCUAUAACACACCACUAACCACAUAUACUAAAUCAAUGCACCACUGUUAUCAGGAAGGAUGUCAACCAUCACGGAGAGCUGAUCAUUUUACAUUUUAGUCAUUUAGCAGACGCUCUUAUCCAGAGAUUCUUACAUUAGUGAGUCCAUACAUUUUCAUAGUUGUCCCCCGUGGGAAUUGAACCCACAACCCUGGCGUUGCAAGUGCCAUGCUCUACCAACUGAGCUACACGGGACCAAUGAGACACUAGUGUACUGCUACUAUCUAGUGCCUCAGCUCAGAUCCCUCCCACAUAUAGCUUAAAAGGAAUCUGAGACUAUGUAGUACAUGGGGCUUUGACCACUAUGGAAUUUUGGGUAACAAUUAAUUGUCAUGAAAACGGCCAUGGAUAUUGUCAGUCAUCUUUGUUAAAAAAAUGUUUUGCGCUUUUAAUGUAUUAUACUGAAUCUUUGAAAACAGCCAUGACAUACCUAAUGAAUACAACACAGCUUUGGUGACAACCGUGUCUCAAAAAUGAAUGGGUUUGACCGCUUGGAACAUUUGGAAAGGAAGUUUCUCCUCUCGACCAUGCCGUUCUGCUCGUAAAACGAUGACCAACAUUACCCUCAUGUAAAAAUGAAAAACUGCUAUUGGGUAAACUUGUCUAUAUCUACUAAAUAAAGUGGACCACCAUAAACGCUG
Molecule: messenger RNA, 3142 nt
Organism: Oncorhynchus gorbuscha (pink salmon)
Lineage: Eukaryota; Metazoa; Chordata; Actinopteri; Salmoniformes; Salmonidae
Product: guanylyl cyclase-activating protein 1-like
Exons: 4
Coding region: 155-724 (189 amino acids)
Molecular function (GO): calcium sensitive guanylate cyclase activator activity; calcium ion binding
Source: RefSeq, a predicted model, not a curated record